Euleptes europaea (tarantolino) is the source of this 957-nucleotide messenger RNA. Its product is annotated as free fatty acid receptor 2-like. NCBI's taxonomy places the organism in Eukaryota, Metazoa, Chordata, Lepidosauria, Squamata, Sphaerodactylidae. Gene Ontology annotation, cellular component: plasma membrane. The transcript has a single exon. The record is from RefSeq and is a predicted model, not a curated record. Gene Ontology annotation, biological process: G protein-coupled receptor signaling pathway; cellular response to fatty acid. Gene Ontology annotation, molecular function: G protein-coupled receptor activity. The coding region runs from base 1 to 957 and encodes 318 amino acids.
AUGGCUUCGGAGACCGCUGUCCUUGCCGUCUUCCUCUUCACCUUCCUAACUGGGGUUCCGUCCAACCUCCUGGCCUUCUACACAUUCCUGGUGAAGCUGCGCCACAAGCCAACCCCCAUAGACAUCCUGUUACUCAACUUGACCAUUUCUGAUAUUAUCCUUCUGCUUUUCCUGCCCCUCAAGAUGGUGGAGGUCUCUUCCCACAUGAACUGGGCCCUCCCUCCUUCCCUCUGCCCUCUCACCAGCUGCUGCUUCUAUGGAAGCAUGUACCUCAGCAUCCUUUUCCUCACAUCAAUCAGCGUGGAUCGCUACCUGAGUGUCAUCUUUCCCAUCAAAUACAAGUUGCAUCGCAGGCCUGUCUAUGCUCUGGUGGCCUGCAUCUUUUUCUGGUUGCUGGCUGGCUCCCACUGCAGCAUUAUCUACACUUCAAGAUAUGGAGGUUGGAAUGAGAGCCUUCCGUAUUCUCCUAAUACCUCCCGUUGCUAUGAGAAUUUCUCAUCCGAGCAGCUCCGUGUCGUCUUCCCUCUCCGACUGGAGCUCAGCCUCAUCUUCUUCUGCAUCCCUUUCAUCAUCACCCUCUUCUGCUAUGUGAACAUUAUUCGCCUCCUGAGCUCCCUUUCCAAUGUCCAGGCUGGUAAGAAGCGACGGGCGGUGGGCCUGGCCGUGGCAACGUUGCUCAAUUUCACCAUCUGUUUCACCCCAUACAACAUUUCCCACAUGGUGGGCUUCAUCCAGAACCAGAGUCCACCUUGGAGAGUGGAAGGUUUCCUCCUCAGCACACUUAAUACCUCUGUGGAUCCUGUCAUCUUCUUUUUCUCUUCCAAGGCCAUCCGACAUACCUUUAAUGAAUGUUGGGGUGGCAUGUUCCACAAGCUCCGGACUGUGGUCCUCUGCUGUAAACAUCCUACAGAUAAUGAUGAAGGAGAAUGUAAGCAGACAGACCUCUCCUACCACUAA